AUGUUACCUUCACUUUUAUGGGCAUUUCUUGCCACAACUUUCGCUACAACUGUAUUAGGUGCUGAUGUUGCUUGUGUGUUGAAUGGAGAAACUGUUGAUAUUGUUGACUAUGAUACUGGUGUUUGUACAUUCACCAUUCCAGAUGAAUAUCCAGCUUAUGUCAACUUCUAUUCUGAUGAAGAAUUCGAUGCUUACUACUAUUAUAUUGAAGUUGGUGAAAACCAAAAUACUACUGACAUUUAUGAAAACGGUAGAGCAAUUGCUAUUGAUGCUAGAGUUUUAAAUGGUGAAUCUGCUCAAAUUGUUCAAGUUUAUGUUAAUCAUCUUCAAAAUGAAACUGAUUCCAGUGAACCAUUAAGAACUGGUAGUGAAUUGACUGAUGAAGACAAACAAAUCUUUGAAAACCAUGAUGUUGCCGAUGAUGACACUGAUACUCCGCUUGAUCUUAUUGUUAGUAUUCAAGAAAUUGCUGAAAGCUCCACUGAAGAAGCUACUGAAGAACCAACUGAAACUUCUACUGAAGAACCAACUGAAGAACCAACUGAAGAACCAACUGAAGAACCAACUGAAGAACCAACUGAAACUUCUACUGAUGAACCAGCUGAAUCUUCUACUGAAGAAGCUACUGAAUCAGAUGAACUUUCUGGUGUCCCAACUGAAGAGCCAACUGAAGAAUCAUCUGCAACACCUUCUGGCGAAUCAACCGAAUCAUCUGAAGAAUCCACCAUUGCUCCAACUGAAUCAGAUGAAGAAUCUACUGAAGAACCAACUGAAGAGCCAAGUGGUGAACCAACUGAAACUUCUGCUAUUCCAACAGCAUCCGAUGAAGAAUCUACUGAAGAAAUUUCUAAUGCUCCAACAGCUUCAGAUGAAGAAUCUACUGAAGAAAUCUCCAGUGUUCCAACAGCAUCAAAUGAAGAAACUUCUGGCGAACCAACUGUAUCCGAUGAAGAAUCAUCUAGUGAACCAACCGAAGAACCAACCGAAUCAGAUGAACAUUCUACUGCUGAGACUAGUGAAUCAGAUGAACAAUCUACUGCUGAACCUAGUGAGUCAGAUGAACAAUCUACUAGCGAACCAACUGCAUCUGAUAACGAGUCAACUGAAGGACCAUCUGAAACUUCUACACCAUCUGAAACCCCAUCUUUGGUUGCAUGUUUGAUGAAUGAUGAAACUGUUUCUGUUGUUAGUUACGCUACCGGUGUUUGUACAUUCACUAUCCCUGAUGAGUACGAAAUUUUCUUCAACUAUAUUUCCAAUAAUGAAUUUGACAUCCAAUACUACUAUGCUAGAGUUUCUGGUAACCAAUACACCAAUAACAUUCGUAAUGCUGGUAGAACUCUUUCAAUCCCAGCUAGAAUAUUGUUCAACUUAGUCCUGCAAGUUCAUCAAGUUCAUUUACAAGAACCAGCUUCAAGUUCCUCAUCUGGAUUUGAAAAAAGAGAUGAAAUUGAUGAUUUCCUUGACUCUGUUCUGGAUACUGAUGGUACUCCUGUUGACAUUAAUCUUUCUGCUGUGGCUGCAGACGAUGAAUCUUCUGUUAGUGAAUCUGGUACUGAAUCUGGUACUGAAUCUGUCACCGAUGUUGAAUCCGAAUCUGUUAGUGAAACUAUCCAACCAUCCGAAUCAGUAUCUGAAACAGAAGACCAAACUAGUGAAGAAACUUCAUCUGAAAGCAGUGAACCAUUUGAAUCCGAAUCUGAAACUGCAUCUGCAUCUGAAACUGAAUCUGCAUCUGUUUUUGAAACUGAAUCUGCUACUGAAUCUGAUGAUGAAGUCACCACCAUUAGAUCUACCAGCAUCAUUACUGAAUCUGUUUGUUCAGAUGAACAUGUUUCUUCAACUAUUGAAGAUAAUGCUGCUGAAGCCACUGGUACUGAUGAUGCCGAUACUGAAGCUACUGGUACCGAUGAUGCCAAUACUGAAGUCACUGGUACUGAUGAUGCCGAUACUGAAGCUACUGCUACCGAUGAUAACAAUACUGAAGCUACUGGUGCCGAUGAUAACAAUACUGAAGCAACUGGUGCCGAUGAUGAAACAACUAACAAAGGUACUGUUGCUGGUACUACCCACAAAGACACUUCAACUGUUACUGGAACUGAAAUUGUUACUGUUACAUCUUGUAAGAAUGAUGCUUGUCAUGUUACAACUGUUCCAGGUACAGAGACUACUGUUACUACUACAGUCAAUGGAGUUGAAACCAUUUAUACCACUUAUUGUCCAGUUUCAUCCAUUGAAACAGUCCAAGAAAGCAAAACCAUCACUGUUAUUGCUUGUAAAGAAGACAAAUGUCAUGAAACUACUGCCGUUGCUGUUCCAUCCACAGUUCAAGAAGUCGUUGAACAAACCACCACUGUUUACAUUACCUAUAAACCAGUUUCUACUCCUGCUGAUGAAACAAUUGCUACUAAUGUUGUUACAUCUGGAAGUGGCAUUUAUGUUCCAGUUCCAACUGCUAUUACCUCAGGUGAAACAGUUGUUGAAAGUACUGUGUAUGUCACCGUCACAAAAAUUUCUGAUACACAUCCAUCAACUAUUGGUGCUCCAUUACCUCCUGCAACUAUUGCCGAAAAUCCAGAACCAGUAACUCUUAUCUCAGAAGGUACUACUAUUCAUACCACUGCUGUUGGUGAAGGUAUUUCCCCAGGUAGUACUGUAUACACUAUCCUCACUGGUGAAACUUCUGUCAGUCAACAAGUUCCUAGUGAAACAAUUGCUUCUAUUUCUACAUUCACUGGUGGUGCAGCAUCUAGAAGUGUCUCAUCCUUAUUGGGUAUGCUUUUGAUUCCAAUUCUUUACCUCAUCUAG
Candida tropicalis MYA-3404 is the source of this 2808-nucleotide messenger RNA. RefSeq lists its product as uncharacterized. The transcript has a single exon. The record is from RefSeq and is a predicted model, not a curated record. Bases 1 to 2808 code for a protein of 935 amino acids. NCBI's taxonomy places the organism in Eukaryota, Fungi, Ascomycota, Pichiomycetes, Serinales, Debaryomycetaceae.